AUGAAACAGAUCAUAUUCGUCAUUACUUUGCUUUGCGGCCGAAUAUGGGCCAACAAGCGGUUGCCCGACUUUAGGGCGCAAAGGUAGGGCGGAGGGGAGGGGUGUGUUUGUGGUUAUGGGGGGGGAGGUUACGGUGAAUUUUUAAAAAUUAUUUUUUUUUUUGAAAAUAUAUUUUGUAAAAUGUUUUUUGAUAAAGAAAUUUUUAGAUUUGAACUUUUAAUUUUGUAGAAUUUAAUUAAUUUUGUCAUUUCUUUCAGUUUUCGACCUCCAAAGAUAUUGCACGAUGAUGUAAGUUAAUCACAAGUUACUGGAAUUGCUUAUAAAAGGCUGUAAAUUGACAUUUUAAACCUUGUUUUACAUUUUCUAAACAAUUAAAAAUUUUUUUUCACUUUUUUUAACUUUAGGUAGCUUUCGACGAGGAACUAAGCUCUUCAUCGUACGGUUUACCACCGCCAUCGACCGGUAAAGGCUUGGAACGUCUGCCUAAUACUGUGGUAAGCAAAAAACUACCUUAUCAAAUCCUAUUUUAAACUUGGCGUAUCAAAACUUGCAGAUUCCCUUGUGUUUUUCUAAAGAAUUUUCAAUUUUUUAAAUUUAAAAUAUUGUGAUUUUUGUCUGUCUGCCACCUUCACUUUAAUAGCUGUCUAAUCCCUCACGCAGUAAUCCAUGCCGUAUUUUAGAGCAGAGACAAACAAUUUUUUGCGUAUGGAGCCAGUAACAUUGACGCGGCUUCAUCGUCGCGCGGUUCAAGCUCAUUCCGAGAUCCGGCUGGCGGAGUUCGAGAACCGAGUCUGCAGAACGAGAAACAGGUCGUUACCGGCAUCCCGGACCUCAGUAAGUCAAUAACAAAUAACUUGUUUAAUUUUUUAUAGUAAUUUGGAUAUUAUUAAUCUUGUUAUUGUUGCGGAAUAUCAAAAAAAGCUGUGUCGAAGUGUCAAAAAGAAAAAUUUCUUGAUUUUCCGUUUUUUCGAUAUUGUUUUAGGUUUUUUCAAGUGUUUUAAUCGUUAAUAAAUCUAAAAUUCAUUGAAUUUUAUAACUUUAAAGUGUAUUUUAAUAUUUAAAAGCAAUAUGAAAGUUAUCUAAAUGUUCUAACCUUUGUUAACCUCAUCUUGUUCUAGGUGACCCUUGUUUUCGUCGCUACGCCAAUAGUAUUAUUGUGAAUGCUCAACCAUAUGAACGAAGAUCAAGUAUAUCAUUAGUGCAAUGCAAAACACAAUGUUUGUUGAGUCAAAUUGGUGUCUACAGUUGUCGAUCUUUUGUCUAUGAUAACGUCAACCAGGUAAAACUUGUUUUAUUCGUUUUUAAUUGUUGUCAGGGCUUAUGAAGGCUUUACCUGGAUUUCUAAAGGACAUAUCAGGGUUUCUGAAGGGAUACCCAGCUUUAGCUUUACUUGGGAAUUGAAUUUUAAUUUUUUUUAUUUUAGGUUUGCGAUUUAUUUGCUCACGUUGGUGAUCAAAGUCCAGCUAGGUAUGUUUUUUAUUUAAAGUGUCAUAGCUUUUUAGACUAUCCUCGGUAAUAUCUUUUGUUUUUAGGCUACUCCGCUUCCAAACCCGUGAUUACUUUGAACCAACCGCUGCAGUAAAUUGUAAGCCUCCAGAACAACAUGAAGACGCUGUUCAUCACAUUCGACCAACGAAUCGACCGCUAGAAAUCUUUGAAACAGAAGAAAGAACAACAACUUCCAUUAUCAACCCAACAACUCGAGCUCCUUUCAUCUUUGACACGACUACAGAGCCUCAGGCAAUCGCUGCCAUUUCUGAGCUGACUCCAACAGAAGCGCCAGAUCUCUUUGUGACUGCAAAGCCAUUGGAAUCGCCAACUAAUACGAUGGUCAAUAACUUGUUACCUACUGAGCUGGGGAAGAACAAGGCUUGCGAAAGUGGACAGUUGGCAAGGUUUUUAAAGACUUCAGACUUUGAGCUACAUCAGCAUGACGAUAUGAGGCUAGAAAGUGUGACAUUGGAUGAGUGCAUCGAGUUUUGUUCAAGCAAUUCAGCGUUAAAGGUAUGACGAAAAUGAAAUUUAGGUUUUUAAUUUUGGAGAUGUUGCUUCUAUAUAUAAAAAUGUAUUUCAUUGAUAUAUUUUCAUACAGAAGCUUUAAUACACUUUUAUAAAAUUUUUUUUUGUAUUAGAAAUAUGUUUGCAGUUACUUUUAAAGUGUUUAAUUACAGGAUGUCAACCCAGACGCUCCACAAUGUAACUCAUUUGAGUAUGACAAUGAAGGAGUAUGCGUACUAUCAAGAGAAACCGCAGUACCAUUGGGUAAUGGGCAGCUGAAGCAAAAAGCUGGUACUGAUUACUACGAACGAAUAUGUAUUGAGGAGAAACUGGCACAGUAAGUUUUUCAGGUUUUUGAAACUAAUAAUUGCUCUUAAUUUUUUUACAUUUUUUUAGAAAGUAUUGCACAAUAUACCGUAUUUUACAGAGAAUGUCCAUUGUCAGUGUACAACCGGUUUCCUCAAAAGAUUCUGGUUGGGUUUGCAGAAACAGUCGUAGAUGCUCCUUCAUUGCAACAUUGUUUCGAUAACUGUUUGAACAGCCGACAGUUGUACGGUUUUAAGUGUGCUAGCGGCAUGUUUUACUUCGAGGUAUGUUUUCUGAGUUUAUAUCUAAACUUGUCUAAUUAUUUUGUUACACAAAACGUAAGAGUCGACUAUUUAGAAUAGUGAUAAAAUUAGGUAAAAUACGGUAUUUUGUUGGAUAACUUUAAACUCCUUUCUUUGAAAGGUUCAUAAGCCUGAAUAACUUGCUUUAGGAACCCCAACUCAACUGCAUCCUAAACACGGAAGACCGUACCACUCAGCCAGAUCUCUUCACUUCUGAAAACUCUGAUCUGGUCGAUUAUUUUGAGACUGCAUGCAACACAACAUCAGCUGCGUCUCGACGCUUUGCACCACCAAGACGGCGGACGAAUAAUGGGAAGCGAAAAGAUUUCGUAGACAAAUCAGAUUCACAAAGACAACGACAAGAUCUGCGGACGGCUACAUGGACGGAAUGGAGUGAGUGUGGAGGAGAGGGAGGGAUUCAGACGAGAAAGAAGAUAUGCAAUGGGAAACGAGUUUGUGGUACUGAUAAGAGGAAGUGCGAAAGUAGUAGUCAGGAAAUGACUAUUGGUAAGGUUUUGGUGCUGAUUUGAUUUUAAUAUUUAUCUUAAACAAUACAGUAAUAUUUGUCAAUACCAUAAUAUUACCCAAUACAACAAUACUAACCUAUACAAACAACAAAAAGGGCCAAUAUUAUCUGAAUUGUGCCGUUUCUUUCACAUUUUUAUUUUCCGCUUAAUUGUUGACUGAAAUGACAGUUUAAACUUUAAGUUCAAGACCACCAUAGCUCAAGGAUUUGUUGACCGUAGUCAUUAAGGUACUGUAUUUCCUGUUAGUACCCCCAAGUUACAUGAACUUUAUAAAGUUCAAAAACAUAUAAAGAAAAUAUUUUUUGAACUUUUCGGUCCUUUUUUUUUGUUUAUCCACAAUUUAAAGUCAAAAUGGUACAAAAACAAUUUAAUAGUGCCAAGUAGUCGCUACAAUCACAGCCACAAUUUCUUUCCACACAAUCUUGUUGAUUCUCUGCCAAUCUUUUUGAUGACAUUCUUUUCGCCAUUCUUGUUGAUGGCAUUCCUCUUGCCAUUAUUUUCGACGACAUUGUUUUUGCAAUAAUUAAACGACUUCCUUAACGCCCUCCAAUUUCAGCCGAAAUGGUGGAGCAGAUUCGCCGCAACGGAUGCCCUCCGGAUGUUUGUUGUCCGAUUCUGGGAAAGUGCUUCGGAAUCAUUCAAAAGUCGGCGACCAAGCGGCUGGAAUGGUGCACGGUCGAAUGCUAA
Messenger RNA from Bursaphelenchus okinawaensis, 3820 nucleotides. Lineage: Eukaryota; Metazoa; Nematoda; Chromadorea; Rhabditida; Aphelenchoididae. The record is from the annotation of a GenBank genome assembly.